Molecule: messenger RNA, 942 nt
Organism: Wickerhamiella sorbophila
Lineage: Eukaryota; Fungi; Ascomycota; Dipodascomycetes; Dipodascales; Trichomonascaceae
Product: Homocysteine S-methyltransferase 4
Exons: 1
Coding region: 1-942 (313 amino acids)
Biological process (GO): S-methylmethionine cycle
Molecular function (GO): S-adenosylmethionine-homocysteine S-methyltransferase activity
Source: RefSeq, a predicted model, not a curated record
AUGGACGCACAAGUGCUGGAUGGUGCUUCGGGCACUUUGUUAGAAAACUGGGGGCUUGAAAUGCACCCAAAGUUAUGGGCUGCCGUGUGCAUACUUCCUGAAAACAUUAGCUAUGUUUCAAAGUACUAUCAGGCCUACAUUGACGCUGGAGCUACUGUGUUGACCACACCGACAUAUCAGGCGACAUUCGCAGGCUUUGAGGGUCUUCUGACUCCCCAAGAAGUUGAGAAGCAAUUCAAGGCAGUGGUUGAUGUUGCUCGCGAUCUAAUUCAACAACGUAACGGUGCUCAACCGGUAAAGAUCGCCGCAAGUGUUGGCCCUUUUGGUGCGUCUCUGCUGGGCGGCCAAGAGUUCAAUGGCGACUACGGUCAUGCAACUGUUGACGACAUUUAUAAUUUUCACGCCGCACGUUUUGAUGCAUUUUUGAAUUCCAAACCGGAUAUUAUUUUAUUUGAGACUAUCGCUAAUCGCCUUGAAUGUGAGGCGAUCAUCCGCCUUCUAGCUGAUCGACCGUCGAUCACGACCCCAGUAUGGGUCGCAUUCAGCAUCAAGUGGGGCCAUGAUGGGGAUAAUGUUGCAUUGGCAGAUGGAACCCCAUUGAGCGAAAUUGCUGCGAUGCCUUGGCCAGAAUCAGUCGAGAUGUUUGGAGGAAACUGCUUCCCACCAAAGUUCGCCAGAAAGCUCAUUGAGGAACUCGAACCUUUUCACCGCCCCCUUAUCAUUUACCCAAACUCAGGUGAAGUUUACGAUGGAAUCACUAAAGAAUGGGCGCCGGCCCCACUGGAUCAACAAGCCCAGCUGACACCCUCCGUGGUUAAGGACUGGUACGAUCACGGCGUUCGAGUGUUUGGCGGUUGUUGCAGAACUGAUCCUGCGUACAUCUCAAAUCUUGCACAAUCUGUUCACUCAGUUUUAGGCUUCGCAGAGGGAUCAGCAUCGUAG